GGUCACGGCGUGGAACUGAGGGGUGCUGAGGCAGUGCUGGAGGAGGAGCGGGGCGGGCGGGAAGGACGCGGGACGGCGGCGGAGCCGGAGCCGGAGCCGGUCUCUGGGCGCGCUGAGCGGGAAGGCAACGGACGGCUCCGCCAUGUCCUACUGCAGGCAAGAAGGAAAAGACAAAAUUAUAUUUGUGACUAAGGAGGACCAUGAGACACCAAGCAGUGCUGAACUGGUUGCAGAUGAUCCAGAUGACCCUUAUGAAGAACAAGGAUUGAUAUUGCCCAAUGGAGAUAUCAAUUGGAACUGCCCAUGUCUGGGUGGAAUGGCUAGUGGUCCCUGUGGGGAGCAGUUCAAGUCAGCCUUUUCUUGUUUCCACUAUAGCACAGAAGAAAUAAAGGGAUCAGACUGUGUGGACCAAUUCCGUGCUAUGCAAGAAUGCAUGCAAAAAUACCCAGAUCUUUAUCCUCAAGAGGAUGAAAACGAAGAGAAAGAGAAGUCAAGCAAAGAUUUGGAAGCUACUCCUGUGGAAGAUUCUGUUGCCAAAGAGGAGAAAGGAUCUAGCUAAUGAAGAUGCAAGGAGGCUGUUGUCUCCAUUUCUCCUUUUCAGAGGCGCGGACUUUUGCAGUUUGUCUGUUUCCUGAGCUGUCAAGAGAUGUUUCACCACUGUUCCAUACACUGUAUCAUAGUAAAUAAUUUAUUGUGGAAGGAGAAAUUUCAGUGUGACAGUCUUGCGAAUAAAUACCGCAGAAAGAACCAAUAUGUGUGUGUACUGUGUAACCUGUUACCAGAUGCAGUUAAUACUUUAUCAGCUGUUUUCACACAUCAAGUUCUCCUUGAGUUUUGACUUGAAUAAUCUCUUUCAAUAUAUACAGCUGUUAACAAAAAUUCCAUUCAUGUACCAGGUCAUCUUCAUUUCAGUAUGCUCUGACCAGUAGCUGUUCUUUUGUAAAAUGUUUUCUGUUCUACUAAUAGAGAUCACAUUAAGUGAUUGUUUUUCCUCAGAGAUUUCUUUUUUUUUGCCAGAAUGAUACGGGAUGUGAAAAUGACCUAAACCUAAAAUGCGUAAGAUAAUUUCAAAUGGUAUGAUUAGAUUAUGGUUACAUUUUACUGACAUCAGGUAAGGUCUGACAAAAAAAAAAUUAAAUGAAAUGUGUGAUUUCAUUUGCUUAUUGUGAUGACUUUUACAUUUUGAGAAAUGGUUGUACAACCAUUGAUGUAAAUGAGUGGAAAGAAUGUUGAUCAUUUGCUUUAUUUUUGUUCUGAGAGCACAGUUUUUGUUUUCCCUUAGUUGAAGCUUGCUCCUUCAAUAUUUAGACAGGCUCUUAGAAAAUACUUUGAGAAUACAAUGAAAAUGUCACCUGGUGUAAUGAUCUCAAAACAAAUACUGUGACUUAAGUACAUAUUAAAAAGUAAAUACUUUUUACCUUCGUUGAA
This is a messenger RNA of Numida meleagris (helmeted guineafowl), 1428 nucleotides long. It is a transcript of the gene CHCHD4, whose product is annotated as coiled-coil-helix-coiled-coil-helix domain containing 4. The record is from RefSeq and is a predicted model, not a curated record. Gene Ontology annotation, biological process: protein import into mitochondrial intermembrane space. The coding region runs from base 143 to 559 and encodes 138 amino acids. The transcript has 3 exons. Gene Ontology annotation, cellular component: mitochondrial intermembrane space. Lineage: Eukaryota; Metazoa; Chordata; Aves; Galliformes; Numididae. Gene Ontology annotation, molecular function: protein-disulfide reductase activity.